Messenger RNA from Metarhizium acridum CQMa 102, 1416 nucleotides. NCBI's taxonomy places the organism in Eukaryota, Fungi, Ascomycota, Sordariomycetes, Hypocreales, Clavicipitaceae. The record is from RefSeq and is a predicted model, not a curated record.
AUGAGGAUCGCCAUAUUGCGGCAGGUGGUAGUGAGUCCUCUUGCGUUUGCAUUGCUUGGCGGCUUGGGCACGACCUUGGCGGCGCAGGACGACAAGACUCCCAACGGCUCAUCUGUAGUCCAUGCGCCCCAAGAGACCGUGGUUGAGAUACGCCAUGUCGACCUUGCGCUCGAGCAGUCAUUUCAGGUCGCCGAGGCAUCACGACAUGAUGUUGAAAAGGAAAGGCUAUUGUCGAUAAUGGCCCGGGAUCAUGGGACGUGGUCGCCGAAUCAUCCGCGUUAUCGCCUUCUUGACGCGCUCCAUGGCUUCUCCAAGUAUUACGAACGGCAGCGGACUGACGUUGACCGGCUGCGAGGCUUGUACAAGUAUGCGUCCGAAUCUCAGAAACAGUUUCUAGAAAAGCACCUGGCCUACUCUUCCAAAUUCAAAGCGGUUGAGCAAAAGCUGGCCACGAAUCAGCAUGUCUGCGAUGACAUUGUCCACGCCGCCAUGGAAUUCUACAACGUUGGGAUGAAGGAGCUCAGAGGCCACAUGGCGGACAGAGAAGCUGAGGGCAAGCACGCAGACAAGAUCUCUGUUUCCCAGUCGCUGAAACACAUUGUCCGCGACUGGGCGAGCGAAGGGUCCAACGAGAGAAAUGCAACGUUUGCCUGUCUUGCCGGUACACUGCGCCGGCUGUUUCCCGAUCGGAACCUUUUGGAAGAGCAUGUGCGCAUAUUGCUGCCGGGGGCUGGCCUGGGCAGACUAGGUCACGACAUUGGCCAACUUGGGGGUGAGUCUGGCGUGUCCCACGAGAGUUUUCUGCAACCUUCUCCUUGUUUUGUCUCUAAAACCGGUCCAGGAUUCGACGUCACCGUCAAUGAGUGGUCCAUGUAUAUGAACGCCGUGUAUAGAUUCAUCGAGGCCCAAAACACGCCCCUGUCGCAGUCGGUUCACCCCUUUGUCGAUGGCUGGUCGCAUCAUGUGUCGAAUGACAACAUGAAUCGCGCCGUCCCCUUCCCGGACGUACCUGUCGACUCAUCCAGAGUCCUCAUGGUGGAGGGAGACUUCACCACCGAGUUCAAAAACCAGUCGGCGUACUACGACGUAGUAUUGACAUACUUCUUCAUUGACACGGCCAGGAAUCUCAUGUCGUAUUUUGACACCAUUAGCCAUGUCCUCAAGAAAGGCGGCAUCUGGAUCAAUCUAGGACCAUUGCUCUACGGCACCAGUCCGCUUGUCCAACUCAGUUUGGAGGAUAUAAUUGCCGUUGCCAAGGACAUGGGCUUUCAGUUUCUAGAAACGGAUGCCUUUUGCGGAGAGCCCACGUUUUCAGAGCCUACGGUGAGGAGUAUGGAGGCUGUUUAUAGUUUUGACCACAGGGCCUUGACCAAGAAUGCGUACAAUGCACAGUUUUGGGCAGCCAGCAAAUCAUAG